AUGGCCGACGUGGAGGACGGAGAGGAGCCCAGCGCGCCGGCCUCACAUUCAGGCGGCUCGGGCUCCAAGGCCUCCGGCGACAAGAUGUUCUCCCUUAAGAAGUGGAACGCGGUGGCCAUGUGGAGCUGGGACGUGGAGUGCGACACGUGCGCCAUCUGCGGGGUCCAAGUGAUGGAUGUCUGUCUUAGAUGUCAAGCUGAAAACAAACAAGAAGAUUGUGUUGUGGUCUGGGGAGAGUGCAACCUUUCCUUCCAUAAUUGCUGCAUGUCCCUGUGGGUGAAACAGAACAAUCGAUGCCCUCUGUGCCAACAGGACUGGGUUGUCCAGAGAAUAGGCAAAUGAAAGUCCAGGGCUUCAUUGAGUGCUGGGGUCUGAGGACCUGAGUGUGUCAUGUAAGGAAUAGAGCACUCCAAAGAUGGCAUCA
This is a messenger RNA of Gracilinanus agilis (Agile Gracile Mouse Opossum), 424 nucleotides long. RefSeq names its product RING-box protein 2-like. NCBI's taxonomy places the organism in Eukaryota, Metazoa, Chordata, Mammalia, Didelphimorphia, Didelphidae. Gene Ontology annotation, molecular function: cullin family protein binding; zinc ion binding; ubiquitin protein ligase activity. Gene Ontology annotation, biological process: ubiquitin-dependent protein catabolic process; protein ubiquitination. The coding region runs from base 1 to 342 and encodes 113 amino acids. Gene Ontology annotation, cellular component: Cul5-RING ubiquitin ligase complex; nucleus. The record is from RefSeq and is a predicted model, not a curated record. The transcript has a single exon.